AUGCUCGAGGCGAACGUCAGGAAUGAGCUUGACGAAGAGUGGAGUUUCUUGGAGGAGCAUACUGCGUACUUGCACAGUGCACUCAGCUACCGGUUGAGCAAUAAGAAGAAUGGAGCCAAGAGUUCAGCAAGACUAGAAUCUCACUCCGACAAACCCAAGUACGCAUCGCAGUUCCAGGCUGUCAGUUACCUGUGUUUUCCAAGGGUACUGGAUCUUUCGGCAAGCGCCACAACAAGACGCACGUUCUGUGCAGACGCUGCGGCUCCCGCUCUCUCCACGUCCAGAAGCACACUUGCUCCAACUGCGGCUACCCCAGCGCUAGCAUCAGAAAGUAGCCAAACAGUCAACUGGGGCGAGAAGGCCAAGAGAAGANNAAAGACCACCGGUACCGGCCGCAUGCGCUCAUUGAAGCUCGUCUCCCGCAAGUUCAGCAACGGCUUCCGCACCGGCACCCCCAAGGGCGCCCGUGGCCCUACCAACGCCUCCGCCUAA
Messenger RNA from Aureobasidium uvarum, 492 nucleotides. Lineage: Eukaryota; Fungi; Ascomycota; Dothideomycetes; Dothideales; Saccotheciaceae. The record is from the annotation of a GenBank genome assembly.